Sinocyclocheilus rhinocerous is the source of this 738-nucleotide messenger RNA. RefSeq names its product glycine N-acyltransferase-like protein 3. Gene Ontology annotation, molecular function: glycine N-acyltransferase activity. The record is from RefSeq and is a predicted model, not a curated record. The transcript has 5 exons. Gene Ontology annotation, cellular component: mitochondrion. NCBI's taxonomy places the organism in Eukaryota, Metazoa, Chordata, Actinopteri, Cypriniformes, Cyprinidae.
AUGAACAUUUUACAUUCAGAUGAGUUAAAAAUAGCGGAGACUACUUUAUAUGCACAUCUGCCUAAUCCAUAAAGGUGAGUAGUCUGCGUUUAUGGAUUUGUUUUCGCUAUGAACAGAGGGAAACCGCACACUUUAAAGGUAUUGAUGGAUACGUGGCCAGCUUUUACCACUAUCAUUGUUCGACCAGAUCCAAAUAAUAAUCGAGCAAAGGACUUUAUGAAGAAGGUGACUCUAUACAGUACCGAUGAAGAAGUCCUGAGAAGAAUGCUUGCUGUGGAAGAUGCAGUUGACUGGAGCACAUACUUUCUAAUAGGAGGAUGUGAUCUACGUCAUUCACCAAUCCUAAAGGAAACUGCUGCUUCUUGGGGUGUCAAUAUUAAAGAGUUAUCCUUGGUGCACCUUAUGACAUUAACUGAGCCCAGUCAUUUAACUGAGCUGAUUACCAGUGACCUAGAGCCCAGAUUGUCUGUCCUCAAUGAAUCACAUGCCAAUGUAGUUAAUAAGACUUGGAAAUUUGGUGGGGAUGACAACGGUUACAGGAACAUCCUGAAUCUCAUUAGACAUUUCCCCACAUGCUGCAUUACAGAUGAGAACAAUCAGCCUGUGUCCUGGGUGCUGUUAUAUGAUUACUGUGCCAUGGGGAUGUUGUACACUCAGCCAGAGCAUCGUGGGAAGGGCUAUGCCAAAGCCCUGGUGACCACAAUGGCACAGAGGCUCCAUUCUCAGGGCUACUGGUGA